Messenger RNA from Nylanderia fulva, 1483 nucleotides. NCBI's taxonomy places the organism in Eukaryota, Metazoa, Arthropoda, Insecta, Hymenoptera, Formicidae. The record is from RefSeq and is a predicted model, not a curated record.
GUUCGCGAACGGACGUAUUAUUCCUCCUCCUCGUGGGCUCUGGAGAACGCACUCGUCCUGAGCGUAAACACGAGCGACAGCAGAGAGAUAGAUAGAGAUAGAGAGAGAGAGAGGGAGAUAAAACGUGGGUGGUCUCGAGUUUUUCCCCAACGCGAAUGCGAGGACCCCCCACGAAUUUGCACGCGGCACGAACCACCUGUUCUCUCGUAGAGCAUUUUCUUCCGCGUCGAUCCUGGGGCGAGAACGCCACGGGGAGAAAAUCCUUGGGGGUUGACGCGCGACACACAACCUGCGAGUGCAUGCAUUGACCUCGUCGUCGACGGCUCACACGUCGCCGGCUCGCACCAUCAAGGUCGCCUCGCGAUCAAUGAACGUGGCGCUCGCCGCCACGUGACCGGACGGGACAGCGAAGACACACGCAUCCCGGUCGAGGAAUGCUCGUAGAAUCUCGUUUCAGGAUUCGGCUCGUCUCGACGCGUCGUGAAUUGUUUCCGUGAAAAAUUUCCGAACUGUCGUGGCCGAUAUAAACGGGUCAAUAUAGCAGCCCUGGACGUCGUCUUCGGGGCGAGCGAAAUCUGACGAUUAACUAUCUUCCCUUCUGGCGCGUCUGAGAUUUUUCUACGUUUUUUCAAAUCGAAGCCUCUCAUGAAAGACAGUUUCCUUCUCUUGACACGUGACUGCGGCGUGUUCGGGCACGAGAUUAGAACGAGGAACCGAUAAGUCUUUCCGCAAGAGCUCGUCGAUUUUUAAUUAAUGGACACUAAUUGUGCGAAAAUAUAGAGAUGUCAAAUCGUCCUCGUUCCGCGCUUUGUGUUGUGCGGAUCCUUUGAUACAUUUUCCGACUGUUAAAGAGUUCGUACGUGAAAAAGGGGGAAGACGGCAGUGGAAGGACGACUGUGACGUGCAGUGCAAUCUGUGUAAAGUAGACUCCGGGGACAGUGGGAAGGCAGUUGGAACGUGACGUGACGAGAGAGUUAUAGAGACCGAAAGAGUACGGACGCGGAAAAAAGAACUGUGGGAGAAAAGACCCUGGUUAAGCCUCCGAAGUGGGAAUUGUCGCGUCAGACACGUGAGACUGGUGAUUUAUCCCUACGUAACUGCGACUCCGACAAGGAGUAACCAUCGAGGUACAUGAACGAAGGACAUGAACUACUCGCAAGGGAAGGGACGGCUUUAUCCGGCCUACAGUCUAAGUGGCAGCGAGGGUGAAGAUAAUACCUCUAGUUUGCGUAGUCGCGCCUAUCCGCAAAAUAAUCAUCAAACCAACCAAUCGCACCAUAAUCAUUAUAACACCAGUCAGCAUAAGCAGCGCGUCUAUCAACAACAACAACAACAGCAACAUCCCCUGUAUCAUAUGCCCGGCAGUGGUGCCGGCCUCAGUGACACACCAACUUCCGGUAACGCAUCUGACGAAACUCUUACUGAUAGUGACCUUAUCACUGUCGCUCGUGAUUCUGCGCUGCUCGUUCAUAACGGUGAGUAA